AUGUUGUCUCUGGCAGUGACUCCUUCCCGAUUCCUUUGUACAACAAACAGAGAAGCGCAUGCCCUUCCUCAGGUUCCCUUCCUGCCAAGUGGGGAAAAGAAGGUCCUACAGCACUUCAUGGAGAAAGAGGAUUGGGACAAGCGGACAUCACCAGUGGAGUUCCUCCUCCUGCUGGGACUGAGUAAUGUCCCCAAGCUUCAGGCGCCUCUCUUUCUCCUCUCCCUCGGGAUCUACAUCGUGACGGUGUUUGUUAACAUCCUCAUUGUUGUGCUGGUGCUGGCAGAUGGGCAUCUUCACACUCCCAUGUCCGUCUUCCUGGGGAAUUUCUCCAGUGUGGAAAUCUGCUACACCUCCACUAUCCUGCCCAGGCUGCUGGCCAGCUUCCUAGCCAGGGACAGAACCAUUUCUGCCCAAGGCUGCAUGGCACAGUUCUUUUUCUUUGGCUGUUUUGCAGUCUUCCCAUUUGGACUCACACUGGUAUCCUACAUCUGCAUCAAAGCUGCAGUCCUGAGGAUCCCAACCACCAUGGGGAGGCAGAAGGCCUUCUCCACCUGCUCCUCUCACCUCAUCUUGGUGACUGUUUUCUAUGGCACCCUCGUCCUUGUCUAUAUGACACCCAGGACAGCCUCCCUGAGGCAGCUCCAUAAAGUCCUCUCCUUUUUCUACACCAUCCUCACGCCCCUGGUCAAUCCACUCCUCUGCAGCCUGCGGAACAGGGAGGUCAAGGGGGUUCUUGGAAAUGCACUCAGAAAAACUGUGGCCUGCAUCGAGAGCUCAUACAUGUUGUGA
This is a messenger RNA of Gavia stellata (red-throated loon), 789 nucleotides long. RefSeq names its product olfactory receptor 13C7-like. NCBI's taxonomy places the organism in Eukaryota, Metazoa, Chordata, Aves, Gaviiformes, Gaviidae. Gene Ontology annotation, molecular function: olfactory receptor activity. The transcript is spliced from 2 exons. Bases 1 to 789 code for a protein of 262 amino acids. Gene Ontology annotation, biological process: G protein-coupled receptor signaling pathway. The record is from RefSeq and is a predicted model, not a curated record. Gene Ontology annotation, cellular component: membrane.